Molecule: messenger RNA, 1455 nt
Organism: Argentina anserina (silverweed cinquefoil)
Lineage: Eukaryota; Viridiplantae; Streptophyta; Magnoliopsida; Rosales; Rosaceae
Product: aspartic proteinase CDR1-like
Exons: 2
Coding region: 1-1455 (484 amino acids)
Cellular component (GO): extracellular region
Source: RefSeq, a predicted model, not a curated record
AUGGCUACCUUUUGUGUUUCGUCCACCAUAGCCGUCAUCACUCUUUCUUUCUUACAUCUCAUAUGCUACACUGUUACAGCAACAAGCAUCGUCAACAAUAUCAAUGGCGGAUUCAGUGCCCAACUUAUCCGGAAAAACUCUCCGAAUUCACCUUUCCAGGAACACAAAAACAGAAAACAUUCUCGACGGUUGAUUGGUCCAAACGUUCCCGAAGCACCACUAACAGUCGAUCAGAUGAGCUUUGCACAGAUUAUGAAGAUCAAAAUGGGAACUCCAGGUACUGAUAUUUAUGCGAUUGCUGAUACCGGCAGCGAUCUAGUAUGGACGCAAUGCGAGCCAUGCAAAGCUUGCUACACGACCAAGUUUGGUGUUUUUUACCCAAGAAAGUCAUCAACUCAUAAGAACAUUACUUGUCGACAUAGGGAAUGCAGACUCCUCGGAAAAAAAUUUGUACCACAACUUGUAGACGAAUGUAAACAGAAACCUACAACAAAAUGCUUUUACAGCUACGCAUAUGCAGACGAGUCAGUCACAUUAGGUACAUUGGACAAAGAAACAAUUUCCUUGAAAUCCAGCACAGGUGAAGACGUAGUGCUAAAAGACAUUGUAUUUGGGUGUGGCCACAACAAUAAUGAAACUGCCACCACUGGAAAUGAGAUGGGAGUUAUAGGACUUGGACGUGGCCCCUUGUCUUUUGUUUCUCAAAUUGCUCCUUAUGUUGGAGGCAAGAGAUUCUCUCAUUGUUUGAACUCGGAUCCUAAGUUGGAGAGUAAGAUCUAUUUCGGGAACGGGAGUGAAGUUUCUGGCGAAGGGGUGGUGACAGUUCCUUUGGUCGAUGCCGAGACUGGUUAUUUUGUAACAGUAACUGGAAUGUCCAUCGGCGAUGAUUUUGUUCCGUUUGACUCGAACGGAACAACGGCGAGAAAAGGUAACUUUCUGAUCGACUCAGGUACACCAUAUCCACGGCUACCAAUAGGCUAUUUUGAUAAGAUGGUAACUCAGCUACAAAAGGCAGUUCCACUGGGAUCAUAUGUUAAACUAGAUAAGGCUAGUGGGCUACGAUCCGUGUGCUUUAAUACCACGCAGCCUGUAAAUUUUCCGCUAAUGGCUUUUCAUUAUGAGGGUGGUGGUAAGGUGCCGUUAAUUGGUGAAUUUAUAUCAACUCCGGAUGCAGAAGAGGGCGGGAAGCAUUGUUUUAUACUGAACGGGGAUGACAAAGAGAUUGGUUUUAUUGGGGGUCUUAUGCAGAUAGAUUUUCUAGUUGGUUUUGACUUGGAUAAGAACGUGGUAUCCUUCAAACCAACUAAUUGCGUAGAGUUCAACAGCAAUGGGGAUGACAAAGAGCAAGGUUAUGUUGGGGGUCUUAUGCAGAUAGAUUUUCUAGUUGGUUUUGACUUGGAUAAGAACGCGGUAUCCUUCAAGCCAACUAAUUGCGUAAAGUUCAACAUCAAGUGA